Ostertagia ostertagi is the source of this 339-nucleotide messenger RNA. The record is from the annotation of a GenBank genome assembly. NCBI's taxonomy places the organism in Eukaryota, Metazoa, Nematoda, Chromadorea, Rhabditida, Trichostrongylidae.
AUGUUAUCGGUCUGUCAUGAUUCAUGUUGUGUAAGACGUGUGUACAAUACGUAUCUUGGGCUAAUGGGAAGUUGGGAAAUGGUUCAGGCGGUCAGCUUUGUAGGAACUGUUCAUGAAAUGGUGUUCAAUGAGGUCUACGCAGAGUUGUCUAAUGCGAUUGUCGACAAUCAGUUCCAAAGGAGGUUAAAAGGAGUUGCAAUCAUGGGGAGAGGGAGCCAAUCGGAGUUCGAUGUCGGAGCAGAGUUGGCGGAUCCGCAGAAUAAAUCAGAACAGAGAGAAUACCAUAGGUCGGCCAUCCGAGAUUUUACAUAUGCGCAAUAUUUGGUCAUAUUUAUUUAA